UUGCUGCAGAAUAUUGUCGAACAAAAUUACGAGGAAUUCGAUGCGGACGUACUGGAUCUGUUGCAUCAUGUGCUGAUUGUGCAACGCGAACCAAUGUUGAAUCUGGUGGAUGAAAAUGAGUUCGAUGUGAUUUUGAGCAGCAUGUGCCAGAGUGAACAGCUACCAAGGCCCACGCACGUGUUCAGGGUCUGCAACAUGCCGCUGAUACACGAAGCCAUACAUGAGGAGCCAACGAGCAUCGAAAUUGAGGAACCACCGAAGUUAGCAUUUCAUGGCAACCGCCUCGAUAGCUUCUUUGCAAUGUUGACUCAAGCUGAUGCAUGCAAACAGCCACCGCCAAAUACGGAGAAUGCUGGCGACGAUGUAGAUGUGCCCUUAAAAUUGACCACAGACUUGAACGUCGCACUGCAGGAGAGUCCAAACGGUGCCGGUUGGGGUGCAUCCAGCUGUGGUUCGAUGAUUUCGUGCGUGGCGCUUUGCGAAUUCGACAGCCAUCCGGAUUAUGUGUUCACCAACGCCCUGAACUCGCUAAUCGAGAUACGCAAGCCUGAGUUGGUGCGCGUGCGCUACUUGCUUUUCUAUGGCAGCCGUUUCCCAGACGAUGACGAGCCGGAGGAAAAACGCGCAUCCAGUUGGCUAGGACGUAAUAAAUAUCCGCUCUCGCUGGCGUGCUAUAUGCUACUGCUGGCUUCGAUUGGUAUGGCCAACAGCGGCAGUGGACAGUACUGGAAGCAGAUUGUGAGCAAGAAGGCACAUAUAUUUUUCGACUUUUGCCGGCGCAUUUUCACGAUGGACUAG
Messenger RNA from Rhagoletis zephyria (snowberry fruit fly), 798 nucleotides. RefSeq names its product mono [ADP-ribose] polymerase PARP16-like. NCBI's taxonomy places the organism in Eukaryota, Metazoa, Arthropoda, Insecta, Diptera, Tephritidae. The record is from RefSeq and is a predicted model, not a curated record.